Molecule: messenger RNA, 1434 nt
Organism: Centropristis striata (black sea bass)
Lineage: Eukaryota; Metazoa; Chordata; Actinopteri; Perciformes; Serranidae
Product: oocyte zinc finger protein XlCOF6.1-like
Exons: 2
Coding region: 1-1101 (366 amino acids)
Biological process (GO): regulation of transcription by RNA polymerase II
Molecular function (GO): RNA polymerase II cis-regulatory region sequence-specific DNA binding; DNA-binding transcription factor activity
Source: RefSeq, a predicted model, not a curated record
AUGUCCAAAGGUGAAAUGCUGAGAGUCUUGGUGAAGCAGCGAAUAACUGCGGCUGCUGAAGAGAUAUUCGGGCUGUUUGAAAGAACGAUAACAGAGUACGAGGAGGAACUGAGUCGGUCAAAAGAGGAGAACAAGCGACAACAGAAACUACUGGACGCUGUUUACAACCCUCAGCUUCGGCUACACAGAGCAGAUGUCCAGCAGCUGUUGGUACAUAAAGAAGAAAUUCCCUCUGAGCAGCAGGACUGGAGCUCCAAUCUGGACCAGAAGGACCCAGAGCCCCCACAAAUUAAAGAGGAACAACAAAAGGAUCUCUGGAUCAAACAGGAGGGAGAGCAGCUUGCAGAGCUGGAGGAGGCUGAUUUCACCAAGUUCUCCUUCACUCCUGUCCCUGCCCCUGAGCCCCCACAGCUUCAUCAAAUUGAACAGAUGAAAACAGAAGCUGAUGGAGAGGACUGUGGAGGACCAGAACCAGCCGGGAACUUGGAUCCAGAUUCACAUUUACAACCAGAUGCUGAAGACAGGUCUGGAGACUGUACUGAACCUGAGACUGAUGACAGCGGUGAUUGGAUAGAGAGCAGAGAACCUCAGUCGUCUUUAGAAUCUUUGAAAAAUGGUGACAUUCCUGUCAGUGAUUUGAGAUGUAGUACCAUUGAGAAACCUUUCAGUUGCUCUGAGUGUAAUAAAACUUUCUCUCAAAAAAACACAAUGAAGCGACACAUGAGUAUUCACACAGUAGAGAAGCCUUUCCAUUGCUCAGUCUGCAAGAAAGGUUUUAAAAAGGUUACAUAUUUGCCGUUACACAUGAAAAUUCACACAGGAGAGCUACCUUUCAGCUGUUCAGUGUGUGGUAGAGGUUUCGUUUUAAGGGGAAGUCUCACGGAACACAUGAAAAUACACACAGGAGAGAAACCUUACAGCUGCUCAGUGUGUGGUAGAAGAUUUUUGCAAAAAGGGAAUCUUAAGAUUCACAUGAGGAUUCAUACGGGACAGAAACCCUUCAGUUGUUCAGUGUGUGGUCAAGCAUUCAAACAUAGCUCAAGUCUACGGGGUCACAUGUGGAAUCAUAGAGAGAACGGCAAAUAUAUACAGAACACAUGAAAAAUCACACAGAGGAAAAUGUGUCCUGUUUGGGUGUGUUUCAAAAGAUUUCUGCUGCAUCAACAGAGAAAACAACAUAAAUGUGUAAGUCGUCAGUCCUCAGAGCUUCAUCAUACUCAAAAAAACGGGAAAAGAGAACAAAACCGGUAUUGUUGGCCUCCACUGGGCAACUUCCAGCGCUUUUCUCUCACCUUUUUACCCACGUCAUAAGUGGCAUAUGACAUUAUUUUACCAAACUGCGUUUUUAGUAUUUUAACAUUUUUUGUUGCCUUUUUUAUCACAUUUUCUGAUUCUUAAUGCCUAUGAUCCAUUGUUGAUUUUCUUUCACAAUAA